This is a messenger RNA of Trichomonas vaginalis G3, 447 nucleotides long. RefSeq names its product ankyrin repeat, PH and SEC7 domain containing protein SECG-related family. Lineage: Eukaryota; Parabasalia; Trichomonadida; Trichomonadidae. The record is from RefSeq and is a predicted model, not a curated record. The coding region runs from base 1 to 447 and encodes 148 amino acids. The transcript has a single exon. Gene Ontology annotation, molecular function: protein binding.
AUGGCUUCAGCGAGAGGCCAUCUUGAAAGUGCUAAAUAUCUAAUCUCUGUUGAAGUUAAUAUAAACGCUAAGAACGAGGAUGGAAUCUCUCCACUCAUGAAUGCAUCAUAUUAUGGCUUUCUUGAAAUUGUUAAAUGCCUUAUCUCUGCAGGGGCCAAUAAAGAAGGAAAGGAUAAUGACGGAAAAACUCCACUCAUCUUGGCAUCACAAAAUGGCCAUAUAGAUGUUGUUCAAUAUCUUAUCUCAGUUGGGGCCGAUAAAGAAGGAAAGGAUAAUGACGGAAAUACUCCACUCAUCUGGGCAUCAAUAGAUGGCCAUAUAGAUGUUGUUCAAUAUCUUAUCUCAGUUGGGGCCGAUAAAGAAGCUAAAGAUAAAAGUGGAGAUACCGCAUUCACUUGGGCAAAAAGAAAUGAAUAUAAUUCAGUAGCUGAAUAUCUUCAGAAUUAG